AUGAGGGAAGAAACGGUCGAGUGCCGGGUUGCGCGUGUUCGCGAGGAGGCCUUUAGCGUGAAAUACCAGCAAGCCAGCUCGGAUGUGUACGAAUUUGUCGUGGCUUGA
This is a messenger RNA of Plenodomus lingam JN3, 108 nucleotides long. Lineage: Eukaryota; Fungi; Ascomycota; Dothideomycetes; Pleosporales; Leptosphaeriaceae. The record is from RefSeq and is a predicted model, not a curated record.